AGGAAUGUACGGGAGCGAAACCCUACGAGAAAGCCCCACCCGCGUCUCUCGCUCGCUCGAUUUCUUCGAUCGAUCGAAUCAGAUCUCGGAAGAAGUCCAAGAAUAAGAUGGAGACUAGCGGUGGCGGAGACGACGAGUUGUGGUGGUGGGCAGCGAGCUCCGGCCAGCUAGCGGCGGGAGUCGCCUUUUACCGGCGGGGGUGCGGCACGAGCGGAGCGGCGAUGCCCUUCAAGGCUUUCGCCAUCGCCACACUAUUCGUCGGCGCAGGAGCAGCAGCCGUCGCCGGAACUCUUCACGCAUCCGGCAUCCAUUCGGUUAUGCUUUUGUGGAGCAGGUGGAUGAUAUGAAGGAGAUGGGAAUGCGUAUUCGGAGAUGGAUGCAGGUGCGCCCAAGAGAGACUAAUUAAUGGGGGGGG
This is a messenger RNA of Phalaenopsis equestris, 415 nucleotides long. RefSeq lists its product as uncharacterized. The record is from RefSeq and is a predicted model, not a curated record. The transcript is spliced from 2 exons. Lineage: Eukaryota; Viridiplantae; Streptophyta; Magnoliopsida; Asparagales; Orchidaceae. Bases 108 to 347 code for a protein of 79 amino acids.